Gracilinanus agilis (Agile Gracile Mouse Opossum) is the source of this 1890-nucleotide messenger RNA. It is a transcript of the gene BRSK1, whose product is annotated as BR serine/threonine kinase 1. The transcript is spliced from 12 exons. The record is from RefSeq and is a predicted model, not a curated record. Gene Ontology annotation, molecular function: protein serine/threonine kinase activity; tau-protein kinase activity. Gene Ontology annotation, cellular component: cytoplasm. The annotation marks the transcript as partial. Gene Ontology annotation, biological process: microtubule cytoskeleton organization; intracellular signal transduction. NCBI's taxonomy places the organism in Eukaryota, Metazoa, Chordata, Mammalia, Didelphimorphia, Didelphidae.
CCUGACUCCGCGGCCCCCCCUCGCCCCCAUGCCCGCGCUCUCCUCCAGGGGGCUCUGCCCUUUGAUGAUGACAACCUGCGGCAGCUGCUGGAGAAGGUGAAGAGGGGCGUGUUCCACAUGCCGCACUUCAUCCCGCCGGACUGCCAGAGCCUGCUCAGGGGCAUGAUCGAGGUGGAGCCGGAGAAGAGGCUCAGCCUGGAGCAGAUCCAGAAACACCCCUGGUACCUGGGAGGGAAGCCAGAGCCCGAGCCCCGACUAGAGCCGGCCCCUGGUCGUCGAGUGGCCAUGCGGAGCCUGCCCUCGGGCGGGGAGCUGGACCCUGAUGUCCUGGAGAGCAUGGCGUCCCUGGGCUGCUUCCGAGACCUGGAGCGGCUACACCGGGAGCUACGCAGCGAGGAGGAGAACCAGGAGAAGAUGAUCUAUUACCUGCUUUUGGACCGCAAAGAGAGAUACCCAAGCUGUGAGGAUGAGGACCUGCCUCCCAGGAAUGAUGCCGACCCUCCCAGAAAGCGGGUGGACUCCCCCAUGCUGAGCCGCCAUGGGAAGAGGAGGCCGGAGCGCAAGUCCAUGGAAGUCCUGAGCAUCACGGACGCAGGCGGUGGGGGCGGAGGCUCCCCUGUGCCCACCCGCAGAGCCCUGGAGAUGGCCCAGCACAGCCAGAGAUCCCGGAGUGUCAGCGGCGCCUCCACGGGACUCUCUUCCAGCCCCCUGAGCAGCCCCAGGAGCCCAGUCUUCUCCUUCUCCCCAGAGCCCGGGGCCAGUCCUGCGGAGGAGGCCCGGGCCGGAAGCUGCCCGUCACCAACACCCAAGACUCAGACGCUGCCAUCUCGGGGUCCCCGGGGUGGGGGGACGGGGGAGCAGCCACCACCCCCCAGCGCUCGCUCUACACCCCUGCCUGGAUCCCCCCGCACAUCCCCGGGGGCCGCGACGCCUCCGCCCUGCUCCCCGCGGGCCAGCCCCACUGGCACACCAGGAACCACCCCCCCUCCUAGUCCUGGGGCCGGGGGAGGGGUCGGGGGUGCUGCUUGGAGGAGUCGCCUCAACUCCAUCCGCAACAGCUUCCUUGGCUCCCCCCGAUUCCAUCGGCGCAAGAUGCAGGUCCCCACAGCAGAGGAGAUGUCCAGCUUGACCCCGGAGUCAUCCCCAGAGCUGGCGAAGCGCUCCUGGUUUGGAAACUUCAUUUCCCUGGACAAGGAUGAGCAGAUUUUCCUGGUGCUGAAGAACAAGGCUCUAAGCAGCAUCAAGGCUGACAUCGUGCACGCCUUCUUGUCGAUCCCCAGCCUGAGCCACAGUGUGCUGUCCCAGACCAGCUUCCGGGCUGAGUACAAGACCAGCGGCGGCCCCUCCGUCUUCCAGAAACCCGUCCGCUUUCAGGUUGACAUCAGCUCGUCCGAGGGCCCAGAGCCCCCUCCCAGGCGGCGGGAGCGGGAUGGCGGCGGCGUCUACUCGGUCACCUUCACACUCAUCGCCGGUCCCAGCCGCCGGUUCAAGCGCGUGGUGGAGACGAUCCAGGCCCAGCUCCUGAGCACCCACGACCAGCCCUCGGUGCAGGCACUGGCAGAUGAGAAGAAUGGGGCUCAACCAAGGUCCCCUGCCAGCACCCCUUCCCGAGGGCUACAGCCCCCACCAGGCCGGUCUGAGCCCCCCGAGCUGGGCGGUUCCCCUCGGCGUGGGCCACCCCCCAAGGACAGGAAGCUGCUGGCGGCCAGUGGGAGUCCCCAGCCCUGAUCUCCAUCCCCCUUUCCCCCCUACAUCCUGGACCCCAGCCCCCAUUCCCCCCCCUCAGGGGUCACUCUGGCCACAGAUCCCUCAUCCUCCCCACCUCCCCAUCAACCCCCACAACUGUGAAGCUGUAAAUACGGCCGGGGCAUGGGGUGGGGGCCCAGGGGU